CUCCCACCAAACGCAUAGGACAUAGGACUCAAGUUGGCAUUGAUAGAACCUGAUUUUUGACAGAGUGUCGCCCUGUCGUUUUGUUUUUUUGAAACUUGAGACGUUUCACAUCUUACGUGCAAUUGAUAAUUUGUUAAUUUUACUUUGAUAACGCUGUAUUCUACGUUUAUUAACUUUUAAGUGAUACAGUCAAUUUGCGUGAAAUUAACGUAUCAGGGGUUAAGUGAGACAAUGGUGCCAAAGCUAAGCUUAAUAGCUGCAGCUUGUGAAAACAUGGGAAUAGGUUAUAAUAACAAUCUGCCCUGGCGACUAAAGUAAUUUCAAAAAGUUAUUUACUAUUGAGUUACGAUCUAUAUCAGUUAUUAUCCAGAAGUUACUACAUGUAACACCUUUGUGCAUUGCUUGCACCCCUGUUUAUCUGAAGUCUGUGGAAAACCGUCUACCUACACUUCCAGAGAAUUUAACAACUUUCAAGACUAUAAGCAUCUAUUACACAGGGCGAGAUUAGUAGCCGAUCGCCGGCGAGUAGCGAGUGAGCGAGUAGAACACGCUCAGCGAGCGCAAAUUAUACAGCGCUAGUAAAAUCGCUUUACUCGCAUCGUAUUGAACCUUUGAAAAGUGUUUAGUUUGUAUCUUUUGUGCGAUAAUAGAAUCUAAAAUGGCUGUUAAAUGGAACAGUAAUCAAAUUAUACAGUUCUUAAAAGUCUAUGAACAAUUUCCCGUUUUAUGGAAUAUAAAACACAAAGAUUACGUUAAUAUCAAACUCAAAGAUGUUUUAUUCAAAAAAAUGUGGGAGCAAUUAGAGGAUAAAGGGCUUUUGAAAGGAAUGGAUGAAAAACAACUAAAAAAUAAAAUAAAGAAUUUAAUAGAUGUGUUUUGUCAAGAACUGGCCAAGAUAGAAGGAAGCAAAAAAAGUGACUGUGGAACAGAGGAUAUUUAUACCCCAAAGCUAACAUGGUUUGAAGCUGCCCAUUUUUUCGCUGAAGUUUUGUCAACAAAGCAUAGUAAUUCAAACUUGACUCUACCCAGCACACAAAAUAUAUCUGAGGAAAUCUCAAAUUCUCAAAUUGAACAGCGUGACGAUGAAGAACCUGAUACACAGCCCAAGGAACAAAAUAUGAAACCCUCAGAGGGGAUGGGACCUCCUUAAUCGAAAAAAAGGGUGAGAAAACAGGCAGAUCCAGAAAUUGGCGAUGCAAUCAGUCAGUUGAAUAAAAUAGCUGAAAAUCUAUCAGAAGGAAAACCGUACGACGAAUUUGGAAAGACUGAAAUGGACUAUUUCUCACGAAUGACAAGCAAAACGACAAGUCUUGGCAAAAAGAAUGUUGUGAUAAUGGGUCGUCGAACCUGGGAUUCCAUUCCUAAGAAAUUUAAACCUUUGAAUAAUCGUAUAAACUUUAUUUUGUCAAGAAGUGAAUUAAUGCUUUCUGAAUAUAAAGAUGUAUAUUGUUUUAAGAGCUUGAAAGAAGCUAUUGAUAAGUUAAAAGAAAAUGAUUUUAAAAAUAUUUAUGAGAAUGUUUGGGUUAUCGGAGGAAGUCUGAUAUAUGAUGAAUGCAUGAAGUCUGAAUACUUUUAUAGGCUGUAUCUAACUAGGAUCCACAAAACAUUUAAAUGUGAUACUUUUUUCCCUGCUUUACCUGAAGAUCUGAAGGAAGUGAGUGAUGAGGAUGUUCCAAAGGAGGUACAAAAUGAUAAUGGAAUUGACUUUACUUACCAUGUCUAUGAAAAUAUAAAUUUUAAGAACUAAAGUUUCAUAUUCCUUAUUGCUAAUUUGUAUAAAAUAUAUAUUUCUAUAUUAUUUAUCUCGUUUUGCUGACACUCCAAUGUAAUUCCUAAAAAUUAUUGUGGUUGCGAU
Molecule: messenger RNA, 1855 nt
Organism: Acanthoscelides obtectus
Lineage: Eukaryota; Metazoa; Arthropoda; Insecta; Coleoptera; Chrysomelidae
Source: the annotation of a GenBank genome assembly